Molecule: messenger RNA, 940 nt
Organism: Gallus gallus (chicken)
Lineage: Eukaryota; Metazoa; Chordata; Aves; Galliformes; Phasianidae
Product: thioredoxin-like protein 1
Exons: 4
Coding region: 446-706 (86 amino acids)
Source: RefSeq, a predicted model, not a curated record
GGCCAUUUUACCGCUCAUCAUAUUGGUGUCACCUCGGUAUGUGGCCAAGCCGCAGGCUCCCCUAAGCAACGAACAUCACGGUUGCCUGCGAAAGGCAACAAGUGGUGACCCCGACGUGAUGCUUAGGGGAACGACUCGGCUGUCUGCUUGACGGGGCAGGAGCCCACCGCGGGGCGUUAGCACUUGCUGGGCGGUGGAAGCCCGGGGACGAGCCUGGGGACAGAGGGAAUCUGCAGUCACCCCUCUGUCGGCAGAGGUCGCGGACGAGCGACGGAUAUAGCCUCCGGAAUCACACCGGAGAAGAGCCUGGGAUCCUGGUCUCAAUCGGGAGGAGGAUUGGAGGCGACAUGGAAACCGUCAUAAAGAUGGAUUUAAUGGCAUUUAUCAAUAAAGCUAGCUGUGAAUGUCUUAAUGAAAGUGAUGAGCAUUCAACCUUCCUCGAUCUAUGGAUUUUGAAGAAGCAGAAACAAGUGAACCAACUCAAGCCCUGGAGCUAACACCAGAUGAUAUUAAAGAAGAUGGCAUUGUCCAGCUUCGCUAUGUUAAAUUUCAGAACGUUAACUGUGUAACUUUGUUUGUCCAGUCCAAUCACGGUGAUGAAGAGGCAACAAGAAUUACAUACUUGACGUUUAUUGGAACUCCAGUCCAAGCGACAAAUAUGAAUGACUUCAAGCGAGUAGUUGGCAAAAAAGGAGAGAGCCACUAGGAUGCGCAAGACACUGGAAGGCCUUAUUCCAAUCAACUGAGAUCUUCACUUCUAUCUACAACUCCCAGAUAAUUGCUUGACCCUAGCCAGAGGAUUUCAUUUAAUGCCAUUACCAAUAAAUUACUGUUUUUGUUGAGAUGGAGUUUCAGUAGUGUGACUGUUGUAGUCCUCGUUAUGUGUAUUUGUAAAUAAAAUUAAUUGCUUUUGUCAACAUUAAAUUUGUUAUUCUGCUAA